Molecule: messenger RNA, 5273 nt
Organism: Toxorhynchites rutilus septentrionalis
Lineage: Eukaryota; Metazoa; Arthropoda; Insecta; Diptera; Culicidae
Product: serum factor response D-like
Exons: 5
Coding region: 1258-2847 (529 amino acids)
Source: RefSeq, a predicted model, not a curated record
UAGCUCAGUUCAUAUUAGUCCUUCGUCCUGCCCGGAUCGCCUCGAAAAAUGCUCGCGCGUGAAAAGCUAUUCUGCGGCGUUCGCCCUCACCACCACCACUACCAUCGCCGCCACUAGCGACGUAGUUACUAUCAUCUCCGUUAUCAGUAGGGAAAUUGUGUCGAUCUCUCGUCACCAUUCCGCGCUGAACAAGUGGUGUGUCCUGCGGUGGGUGGCAUCAGGGAGCUCAACCUUUUACAUGUGUUUCAGCUACAAUCCAGCUUGGCAAUGAUGAUGAAUCGUGAAAUCAGAAACUAAAAUGUGUUUAUUGUACUUUCGGUGCAAAUAAUUGAUUUUAAGUGAUGGCAAAGGAAAUUGUGAGCUGAAAACGCAUUGAUCAGUGUCGGAACUGAAUUGCUAAGAUGAAAAAAGGCACAUAGUCAGCCCCGUUUUUCCGCUCAACUGAGUGGCCGGGUAAAUCCCGCAACAAGUAUACAUAGCUGAGCGAAAAAAAAUCGAUUGCUAUUAGUGAGUCUUAGGUAUCCACCCAGGAAUGCAUGCGAUGCCUGCUUCAAAACAAACGGAUUCUGUCGAUCGUUGAGAAUUAUCCAUUUAUAUUAAAGCGAAUAAUAUAAUCAAUGUGCAUAUCCGGAGGAGUAUAUAGAAAAAUCUUCCAAACCAUUUGGGAGCAAAGAGUUCGCCUGGCUGCGACCGAAAAAGGCACAUUUCGGUGAACAAGUCACACAAUCCCAUUAACUGCGCUACGCCUGUGAGUGGAACGAGAAUCGGAGCUUCAAAGUGUUUUGAAGCGGCAGUGGCGCAGCAACAAAUGGAAACAAAUAAGAACAACAGCAACCAGAAGAAUGGAACAUAAUUAGCAUAUCUCAGAUGUUCAACGCUCCCUGGGAGCGCGUGUCGCGUGUGCUCCGUUACCACCAAUAUCAAGUGAAGAAAAAAUAAUACAGUGUCGAAUGUGAUAUUGGUUGAUGCCCUCAAGAGUGGUGGUGCAGUGAGAGAAGAACCUUGAAAUCGAUAAAGAAUAUAUAAAUAGCUUUCGUGCCGGUAGAUUGGGGAAGCAGUCGAGCUAACACGGCCGGAAAUAGUGUGAAAGUGUGAAGUCAUAGCGUAGACGGAGCGCAAUGAAUGGUCGCGAACGGGGAAGUCAACGAUUUUUCCACUGUCAAUAUCUUGGUCGACGUGAUAAAUGUGGAAGUUGCUAUAAAUAGUAGGCAAAUUGGCUUUUAAGGUUAAAAAUAAAUCAAAGCGGAUUUCUGUGGUAUGGAUUGCUGCAGCAGUAAUUACAUGGAUUACAGACAUUCCAUAAAUAAUAAUUUCUGCUAUCCGUAUUCACCCGGAAUGAUGCGGAGUGCGUCACCGUAUCCGAUGGGCGUUGGCCAUCCCGGCGGUGCUCGUUAUAGCAGUGACUAUCGGGCUGGUUAUUAUGACAAUUUCGAUAAGUAUUACGGUUUUCAUCAUUCCCAGGGGCACAGCUUUGGAAGCACCUAUUAUGGCAAUUAUUCGCCAUAUCGGGAUUUUAGCUAUAACGAAUACUACCAUCCGCCUCCAUCGUUUGCCUCGUCGCAUCAUUUCUCCGGUCCAGGAGCCUACCACGGACUCCACAUGUACAAUCGCCAGCCGCUUCCAUUCCAACGAGAAUCUUAUUAUCAUCAGAGGGAUCAUCAUCAGUACGCGAAUUUCGGUAAUUACUCCGGUAAUCCCUACAAAGGGGAUUCCAGUAGCAGCGCAGCCUCCCCUCUGGUCAACGGUAGCAAUGGUAAUAACCAUAGCAAUAGCGGAAGCAAUGCUACCAAUAAUAGCGACAGUCCGCUGUUUGACGGCGCACAGAACGGAUAUACGCAUAGUCCAGAUUAUUCAGCACAAUCCUAUAAUUCCAGUAGCCCAAAUCAUCUCCAUCAUCCGCACCCACAAAACAUCCCCGCAGAGGGUGGAGAAGGUGGUGGAGGCGGAGGCGGAGGCUACACAUCCACAAUGCCAAAUGCAACAGGAUUUCCUCUCAGUUUGAAGGAUGCAAGAAUGCGAAGGUUGAAAGAGCGCAAACUAGCGAAGUCAUCCUAUUGCAACAGCCCUAACGGUGGCCAAAAUAGCACCAGUAGCAGUCCGAACCCCGGGAACAGUGGGAACAUCGGAAGCAGCAGCACCACCAGCAGCAACGGCGGCGGCGGCGGCGGCAGCAACAACAACACAAGUGCGCGAUUGAAAUCACUGGAUGCAUUCGUUGGUGAUAAUUUCGAGCAUGAUCACGCCAACAAUCCAUCCCCUGGUCGUGGCAGUGGGAGCGGCAGUAAUAACACCGGUGGCAGCCCUCCGAAAAGGUCCAGAAAGCAGAACACGAAACAUCGAGCUGCGGAUCCAGAUAGAGAUUCUAGAUCAGGUGACCGCGCUAAUGGAGCAAAUUCCAAUGCGGCUUCGAUGCCGGUUGCGGACAAGACCGUCACUCCUCUGCCCGGUUUCCAACAAGCUUUCGGAUCGACAGAAAUCGGAAAGUUUUCGGAAGCUUUCUUCAACAGCAGCCAGAGUCCGAACGCGGCGCUUCAUCAGAACGGGCAGCUCUCCAGCCAUCACCAUCCGCAUCCGCACCAUCAUCAUCCCACCGCACACCACCACCAACAGCUGAUGAUGGACAGCUUGAACGCAUGCGAAUCGGACGUGGAUACACUCAGCCCCCAGCCCUGGGAACCAACCGGACCGGGUGAUCCCUUCGAGAGUGCGACCGGUUUCAACCUACAAAUUGGCACAAGCUUCCAUCCUUCGUACUACGAGUCUUCCUCGUACUCGUCCGAUCAUGCCGUGGAUUCUCCACUGGGAAAUUACUUCAGCGAAAUGACGUGCAAUGAGUAUGUGAAUUAGAAAGAGCGUUCAUUUUCCAGUAUGUACUUAGUGUUAAGAAAAUUUCGAUGCUGCUUGGGAUUCACGAUUGCAACUGUUUGUAGCUUUAUACCGAUUAGUUUCCCACUUCUUUUCCGUCUUCCACACCGUAGCUAGAGUCCGUAAUUGAGCUCAAUCAAUAAAAUUGUACAAGGAAUAGUUUUCAUUGGCUAAAGUUUUCAGCUUUCCAAUAUUGAGUAUAAUGUUUUCAUUAUAUUAUUGAUCUUAUGGUGAUUGUUUGUGUUUCCCUUUUUUCAUUUUUUUUAUUUUACCAAAUGAAAGUGAUCAAAAAUACUUAAGUAAUUGCAAUUCGUGAUUAACAAGCAGCGCCUUUCAAUUGCCAAAUUGAUCAGAAGAAAUACCACUCAAACAAAAAAAAAGACACGAUCUCACACUAACUCCCAAUUGUAUCCAUGCACGAAGCCAAUAUUUGAGUGAAUCAUACGCCAAAGUUAGCAAACAUAUUACAUACGACAUAAGAAUUGUAUAAGAAUGUUUCAAUUAUAUCUAAUAACAACAAGUGAAACGCGAGUUAAGUCCAUCAGUAAGAGUAUAACAUUCUGAUAAAAAGGCGGCUCUCGACACACGAAAUGAUAUGUCUAUAAACGUACAAAAACAAGAAAACUGUUAUCAUUUGCUUAUUAUACAAUAGCUUGAAUUAUCUUCUCUAGACUUCGAACGGCUAUCAGAUGAUAACACAUCAUCAAUUAUACUGUACAUAACCACUCUUAACAACCAAUUCAGCAAGCCAACCAGUGACUAAUUGUUUUUUUUUUCAAGAAAUUGUCUCUGUCCAUAACCAAAUAAAAAAAACUGUUGAAAAUAUCUACAUGUUAAGAGAGAUAAGAAGCAGGCAAUAAGCGCCGAUGUAAACUCAAACAAAAACAAAAAUACUCCAGUAGAAUGAAUUUCAAACCUCAACGUUGCGAUGCUCGACAUUUGUAAAUACUGCGCAGGAAACGAGCAUUGCCGUAUAGGGACACGAAGCAUUGGAACACAUAUAGAUAAUAAUAUUAUCGAAUAUUCGUUAGUGUUGUUGUUUAAUUAGUGUGAAAUUGACAGAAAAACAGAGCAAAUUAGGCAAAGCGCGUCAGACAAAGCAAAAAAAAUACGAGCGCAACGGAUUUUUACGAUGAUUGAGCAGAAUCAGAAUCGGUUGAAGUUAAAUGAAUUUGAUUAUUGAAUAAAUGUGCCUUAGCGUGAAAUGACAUGAAAAAAUACAGAAAAUGAACACAAAAUACGCAGAACGAAAAAAAACAUUUUUUUUUUCAUUUCAAUCGUAUGUUCACCACCGCGAUCUGAAUCCAAAGUCAUACGGGCAAACAAAAUCCCUUUUUUGUUCUAGCCGUAACAAACUUCCGUUCACCGUAAACAAACUCUUCCUUAGUUGAUUUCUAGGUAACACAAAAUUAACCGAUAGACGAAGAAUUUACGCCGUAAAUUUCAACAAAACGAUAGGUCGAAACCAGUCUAAAUAUACCAAAGUUUGUAUACAUUAGUGAUUUUGAAACGUUUUAAAAAUAAAUUAGAGAAAAAAAGAAAUAUGAAAAAAUAACGGUUUCUGAUAUUUGAGAAAAAAAAGUUAUAUUUUAAAGAUGAUGCAUAACCAAAACGAUAGGGACGAACAUGAUUUUUUUUUGAACAUAUGUUCGUAUAAUUGCCUGAAUUCAAUUGUACAUGUGCAUUUGAAAACACCGCAAAAGAAUUUAUUAUUAAAAUUAAGAGAAUCUUUGAAGGCAUGACUAAAAUAAACCCAUCGUUUCACCAAAUUACUACAAUUCUAGUCAAGAAACACAUUUGUGAGUUUUGUGGAAUCAACUGAACUAUUUUUUUUGUGAGUUAAAAUAAACGUUCAAAGUACGUUUGACAAAAUAGCUAUAGUCAGAAGAAAAAAGCGAGCAAAAAAAUGGAAGGAGACCUAAAACAAACAUAAUUUUAUCCAUCACGCCCCACAAUUCCCAGCUCAUUAAACUUACUAGUCGUUUUUGAGUAUUAUUACGUUAGUGAUAAAAUCAGAGAAAGACUAAAAAAAGUUCAAGUACAAUAGGUUCGUUACGUUUGCGAUUGCCGAGAAUGAAGUGAUAUGAGGAUAUGGGGAGCGCAACUCUGGCAAGGGCGUAAGCAACGAAUUGUUUGUAUGUGGAUCUCAAGUGAUGUUCUAUUAUCCGCAGGAUACAAUAAUUAUAAUAUAUAAUAGACAUAACAUCCACACGGAUGAAGCUGUAAUUUAUUGAUCAUUAUUGAAAGUUAAAUACACAAGGUGGAUAUAAAAGCAAACGAGUGUAAAAAAAACAAAAGUUCAAACAAAUUUCUAACAAGUCUAGUCAAAUAGUAAACAUAACAUUCAAUCAAAACUAGUCGAUGCAAAGUUGAAUAAACUUAUUACAGAUUUAAUAAUUGCAAUCAGA